This is a messenger RNA of Cinara cedri, 2485 nucleotides long. The record is from the annotation of a GenBank genome assembly. Lineage: Eukaryota; Metazoa; Arthropoda; Insecta; Hemiptera; Aphididae.
AUUUAGGGUGGUAACAUUCUAUCUGUAUUCUGUGGUGGUAACAAUACAAAACUAAACAACUAAUUAUCAGCCAUUUCCGUGUGUAUUGGAGUCUUAGAAAAUAAUUGGAGUUCACAAUUUAGAUUUGAUUUUGAAUUCUGUGAUUUUAGUUCAAACCAAUAAAAUAACAUAGAUUUUAGUAUAGAACAAUAGAAUUUAAGUUAAGGUAAUAUUAUUCAAGUCGAAUGAAACAUUUUACAAUUUAAUAAUUUAAUAUUUUUCAUUAUUUGUACAGAUGAAUGCUUCUACUAGCGGUAAUUCGUUGGAUGUUUCGAACGCAUCAAAUGCUUUAUGGCUUGUAAAAGUGCCUAAAUACAUUGCAGACAAAUGGGAUAAUGCUCCCAGUGGUCUAGAAGUCGGUAAAGUUAAGGUUGUUAAUGUCCAAGGCAAAAGACCCGAUAUUUCUCUUAAUCUUUCUGAAGCUCUUUUGUGCUUGGACAGUGAAAAAAACAGUGAACCGAUACCAAAAUCGUUCAAACUAGACUCAAAAUCCAUUCCUGGGCAAACAAUAGGUGUAUUAGCUGAACACAGGGCACCAUAUGAUCCAGAUGCAGUUGUUCAAGAACCUGAUAAGUUAUCUAUAAAAGGGAAAAUAAGUCAAAAACUAGAAUGUCGGCCAAUUGGUGAUCAGGUGAUUAUUAUACCUUAUUUUAGGCAUAAAUUCACAUUAGUUACCCAAAAGAUUUUUUAAUUUUUUUUGGGGACAUGUAUUUCAACGAGUUAAAAUAAUUUUUAUAAAAAAUUUUUCAAAAACCAUUAUUUUUGAAGUGUAACUAUAAGCCGUAUAUUAUGCAUGAGAAUAAAUUUAGUUUAGCGACCACACGAAAACCACGCAGAAAACGUCAACCGUGUUUUUUGAAAAUAAUGAAUUUGUGAAAUUUUACAUUUUUCCACUUGCCUGUUUUUAUUUAAAAAGUGGCGUCGAAAAUCAAAUAAAUUACAUCUUUAAACUACAAUCUAGACAACUUAAGCUUUCAGAAAAGUUGUUGCGCGUAAACAUCGGUUCAAGUUUAUUAGGAAAAAAUGUAUUCAUAGACCAGAAAAAAUAAAAAAUAAAAAUCUUAGUAAACCAAUAGCUCCUUUGCUAUACUAGGAAUCUAAAAUCAAAAAAUCUGUUGGUUAGCUAAAGUGAAUUUGUUCCUUAUUUUAUUCUUCAUUGUUGCUAUUUGAAUCAAAUAUUUUAUUUAGGUUUAUAUGGAUUUAAAAAAACAUGCUAUACGAAAAGCGCAACUUCCAACUAGACAAGUACAAAAAUUGGAUAAAGUUGUACAAAACUUCAAGCCGAUAUCAGAUCAUAAACACAACAUAGAAUACAAUGAAAAGAAAAAGUCUGAAGGCAAAAAGGCUCGUGAUGAUAAGGAUGCUGUCAUGGCUAUGUUGUUUAAGGCGUUUGAGAAACAUCAAUAUUACAACAUCAAAGAUUUGGUAACAUUGACUAAACAGCCAGUUGUGUAUUUAAAAGAAAUCUUAAAAGAGGUUUGCAAUUAUAAUCUCAAGCAUCCACAUAAGAAUAUGUGGGAGUUGAAACCUGAGUACAGACAUUAUAAAGAUAAAGAUGAAACAGAGACAAACUAGUAUACAAGUAUUUUAAUUUAUAUCAAAUAAAAUAUAAUACAUUUAAAAAAUAAUAGGUAUUAGAUACGUUUUAAAUUUAAAUUAUUAAGUUAAUUGAAUUGUACUACUUUAAAUUACAAGAAAAUAUGAAUUAUCAAUUAAAAUUAAUUAGAAAUAUAAUUUUACAUUUUAUUCAUAAUUUGUUUAAGUUUUUACCAAAUGUACAUAGAAUGAUAAUCUGAUACUAUCUAUUAUAUUGUAUACAUUUAAUUUUUAUUGUAAAAUUAUACAAAUGUAUUCAUACAUAUUCUUAGAAUUAUUGAUUUUUACAAUAUUGUCAUUCAUUUAAACUUAAAUCAGAUUUGUAAAAAAUAUUUUAUUUUCUAUAAUUCUGUGAAAAUUGAUUCCAUUUCUAGGCAUCUGUAUUAAACAAUUUAAAUAUUCAUAAUUUAUAGUUUAAAACAGUUAUUUCCCUCUAUUAAAAAAUAUAUAGACUUGCAUUUAUUUUAUCCUUAAAUUAUUUCUAAUCUUCAAAUUCCAAUUUUUUUUAUUAAAAAUAUAGUUUAUAGUUGUAAUCCAACCUUAAAUAAAUUACUGUAAUUACAAAUUUUGAUAUUUUAUUGUUAGUUCAAUGAUUAGGUUUAUAAUAAAAGUUGUAUUUCUAUUUUAUUAUGUACGCGAUCAGAUCAAAAUAUCAAAUAUUGAUCAUUGGAGGUGUGGACUCAUUUAAAGUCAUCUGCGAUGCCAAACAAUUUUUUACAAUUUACAAUGGUUUAUUUUAUUUUUAGUUUUUUGUGCUGUGACAAAAAUGUUUACCAGAAAUCUUGCUCUGAUAUGUAUGUGUGGCAUAAUUUCUGAAAGGAGAUAUUGUCUUGAUGUUACUUUAAGGAGU